Molecule: messenger RNA, 1014 nt
Organism: Penicillium diatomitis
Lineage: Eukaryota; Fungi; Ascomycota; Eurotiomycetes; Eurotiales; Aspergillaceae
Product: RNA-binding protein
Exons: 3
Coding region: 1-1014 (337 amino acids)
Molecular function (GO): RNA binding
Source: RefSeq, a predicted model, not a curated record
AUGGGUGACAAGAAGCGCAAGAUCGCCGAGGACACGCCGGUUGACGAGGUCGCUCCGGAGGGCAAGAAGAUGAAGAAGGAGAAGAAGGAGAAAAAGGAAAAAAAGGAGAAGAAAGAGAAGCGCAAGGCCGAACAGGUUGUUGAAGAGACCACCACCGUGAAAGAGAAGGAAGUGAAGAAAGAGAAGGAAAUGAAGAAAGAGGAGGAAGAGGUGAAGGCGGAGCCACAGACCGAAAAGACCGACAGCAAAAAGGCCGAGAAGAAGGAAAAGAAGGAGAAGAAAGAGAAAAAGGAGAAGAAGGAUAAGAAGCGUGAUUCCGAGGCUGCCGAGCUCGACGACGGGGCCAAAGACAGCAAGAAGGCUGCGAAAAAGUCCAAAUCAGACAAAAAGAGCAAAAAGCAGACUACAAAAGAGAGUGCCGGGAAUGGAGAUGGAAAUGCGGAUGAGGAGCUGGCCGACGCUGAUGCCGACGCGGAACAAACUGCGAAGAACUCUCGUUUUAUUUGCUUCGUCGGCAACCUUCCCUACUCCGCCAACCUUGAAUCUCUCACCAAGCAUUUUGAAAAGAACCCUCCCGCUUCAAUUCGCGUCGCGACCAAGAAAGAAACCCCGAACAAAUGUCGCGGCUUCGCCUUUAUCGAGUUUGAUAACUACGACCGCAUGAAGACAUGUCUGAAGCUAUACCACCACUCCAUGUUCGACGAUGGGAAGUACCCACCUCGUCGGAUCAAUGUGGAAUUGACUGCCGGAGGCGGUGGCCCCAACUCCGAACACCGCAAAGCCAAAAUCGUCGCCAAAAACCAGAAACUCAACGAGGAGCGUCAUCGCCAAGCUACCGAGACCAAAAAGGACAAGAACCACCACGACAAAUCCAACAAGCACAACAGCAACAACAAGCAUAACAACAAGCCCGGUCGUUCCAACGCGACUGCCUCGGACGCAAAUGCUGUCGUCGUGGAUGCGGAGAACGAUCGCUUCGCGGGUAUGCACCCUAGUCGUCGGGGUUUGAUCUAA